Molecule: messenger RNA, 2049 nt
Organism: Pipistrellus kuhlii (Kuhl's pipistrelle)
Lineage: Eukaryota; Metazoa; Chordata; Mammalia; Chiroptera; Vespertilionidae
Gene: LHX5
Product: LIM homeobox 5
Exons: 5
Coding region: 583-1794 (403 amino acids)
Biological process (GO): regulation of transcription by RNA polymerase II; neuron differentiation
Cellular component (GO): nucleus
Molecular function (GO): DNA-binding transcription factor activity, RNA polymerase II-specific; RNA polymerase II transcription regulatory region sequence-specific DNA binding
Source: RefSeq, a predicted model, not a curated record
CAACAAUACGGAUGCCUUGUUUUUUUUGCUCUGUCCGGACCGCAACGCUGUAGCCAAUUUAGAUAUGCUAUAAAUUUAAGAGGUUGCUAUGGCCACCGCGCGCCCAUUGGCCGGCGGGCCCCCUACGCGCCGCGCCACGUCACCAAAUCUGAAUAAGGAUGCGCGAAUUAGGCGGCGGCCAGACAAAGAUGAGGAUCGGGACCGCCUGAAAGUGGGGGAAAGUGCCGGCGCCUCCGCCGCCACCCGGGAGAGCCGCUCCGCAGCGCCGAGGCCGGCGGCUACCGGAGACGCCUGGGGGGGAGCUCGGAACCGGCGCCGGGGCGCACGGGGCCCGGGCAUGAGGCUGUGAGCGCCGCCGCUGCCCUCCCCACCCCGGGCGGCCCAGCGCCAGGCCGGCGAUCACCCAAGGACUUGACCGGCGGCUGAGUCUUGGUCCGGACCAGCCUCGCCCGGCAUUCGCCCGAGAGGAGAGGCGGAGAGGCGGAGCGCAGCUGCGGGGCCGGGGGGCCAGAGGGCCGGGGGGCCCGAGGGCCGGGGGCCCAGGGGAGGGCGAGGCGGCCGGAGCCGCCGGGGCGCGCGGCGAUGAUGGUGCACUGUGCCGGCUGCGAGCGGCCCAUCCUCGACCGCUUCCUGCUGAACGUGCUGGACCGCGCGUGGCACAUCAAGUGCGUGCAGUGCUGCGAGUGCAAGACCAACCUCUCGGAGAAGUGCUUCUCGCGCGAGGGCAAGCUCUACUGCAAGAAUGACUUCUUCAGGCGCUUCGGCACCAAGUGCGCGGGCUGCGCGCAGGGCAUCUCGCCCAGCGACCUGGUGCGCAAGGCCCGCAGCAAAGUCUUCCACCUCAACUGCUUCACCUGCAUGGUGUGCAACAAGCAGCUGUCCACCGGCGAGGAGCUCUACGUCAUCGACGAGAACAAGUUCGUGUGCAAGGACGACUACCUGAGCUCGCCCAGCCUCAAGGAGGGCAGCCUCAACUCAGUGUCAUCCUGUACGGACCGCAGUUUGUCCCCGGACCUCCAGGACCCGCUGCAGGACGACCCCAAGGAGACGGACAACUCGACGUCGUCGGACAAGGAGACGGCCAACAACGAGAACGAGGAGCAGAACUCGGGCACCAAGCGGCGCGGCCCGCGCACCACCAUCAAGGCCAAGCAGCUGGAGACGCUCAAGGCCGCCUUCGCCGCCACGCCCAAGCCCACGCGCCACAUCCGGGAGCAGCUGGCGCAGGAGACCGGCCUCAACAUGCGUGUCAUCCAGGUGUGGUUCCAGAACCGGCGGUCCAAAGAGCGCAGGAUGAAACAGCUGAGCGCGCUGGGCGCCCGGAGACACGCCUUCUUUCGGAGUCCGAGGCGCAUGCGUCCCCUGGGGGGCCGCUUGGACGAGUCUGAAAUGUUGGGGUCCACUCCAUACACUUACUAUGGAGACUACCAAGGCGACUACUACGCGCCCGGAGGCAACUACGACUUCUUCGCGGCAGGGCCGCCCUCGCAGGCGCAGUCCCCCGCCGACCCCGGCUUCCUGGCCGCCGGGCCCGGCCCCACGCCGCUGGGCGCGCUGGAGCCGCCGCUGGCCGCGCCGCACGCCGCCGCCGACAACCCCCGCUUCACCGACAUGAUCUCGCACCCGGACACGCCGAGCCCCGAGCCGGGGCUGCCGGGCGCGCUGCACCCGCUGCCGGGCGAGGUGUUCGGCGGGGGCCCCAGCCCGCCCUUCCCCCUGGGCGGCGCCGGCGGCUACAGCGGGGCCCUCGCGCACCCCAACCCCGAGCUCAACGAGGCCGCCGCCGUGUGGUAAGGCCGCCGGGAACGGGCCGCCCCCGCCCCGGGCGGACGGACGGAUGGACGCAGCGUCCCCGGAAACCAAAACGCCCCCUGGAGGCUCCCUCGGGGGUGCUCUCCCGGGUCCGCAUUCGACGCGCAGCUGCAGCCGCUCGGCGGGGCGCGGAGGGGGCCGCCCCCGUCGCCACCGGGACCCCAUCCUCCGCCAUCGCUCUCCCGGCAGCCUCCACGAGCCAUUUCCCGGGACCAAAGUCAGCCCUGCAAGAGGGUC